AUGAUGCCGACACGUGCCAUGUGUGCGUCAUCGCUGAAGACCUUCAUGGCCAGAAGAGCAGGGAGAGCUAAAAAGGAGCAAGAUGGUGGAGAUGAAAAGAAGCCUGUGCAGAAGAAGAAGGUGAAAGAGCUGAAAGUUCUUGACACCAAGUCUUCACAGAACCUCUCCAUAUUCCUGGGAUCCUUCCGUGUCCCUUAUGAAGAGAUAAAGAAUGCCAUCCUGCAGGUUAAUGAGAAGAUCCUGACAGAGUCCCUGGUUCAGAACCUGAUCAAACAACUGCCAGCACCAGAUCAGCUGAAUAUUCUGGGAGAGAUGAAGGAUGAAUAUGAUGAUUUGGCUGAGUCUGAGCAAUUUGGAGUAGUGAUGUCCGGUGUGAAGCGGUUGAUGCCACGGCUCCAAGCCAUCCAGUUCAGGCUGCAGUUUGAGGAGCAGCUGAACAACAUUAAGCCAGAUAUUGUGUCUGUGACAGCAGCCUGCGAGGACCUGAGGAAAAGUGAAACCUUCUCCAAGUUGCUUCAGAUCAUCCUCCUUGUUGGAAAUUAUAUGAAUGCUGGCUCCCGCAAUGGAAAGGCAUUCGGCUUUUCUAUAUCGUAUCUGUGCAAGCUGCGUGACACCAAAUCAGCUGAUCUGAAGCAGACACUGCUCCAUUUUCUGGCUGAUGUGUGCCAGGAGCAGUAUCCCGAUAUCAUGAGCUUUCCUGAUGAGCUCAUCCAUGUGGAAAAGGCCAGCAGAGUUUCUGCUGAGACACUUCAGAAGAAUCUGGAACUCAUGGGCCGUAACAUCAAGAACUUGGAGAAAGAUAUAGAAACUUUCCCCCCUCCACAAAAUGACAAGGACCUUUUUGUGGAAAAGAUGUCCAUAUCCUCCUCAUUCACAUAUCUUCACAGCUUUGUGAGCCAUGCCAAGGAACAGUUUGAGAAGCUGGAUCUGUUGCACAAAAACAUGGAGAAGCAAUACUUCGAUUUGGGAAACUAUUUUGUCUUUGAUCCGAGAAAAAUGUCAGUGGAGGAGUUUUUUGGAGAUCUUAACACCUUCAAAAACAUGUUCCAGGAAGCGGUGAAAGAGAAUCAGAAGAGGAAGGAGGCUGAAGAGAAGAUCAAGAGGGCCAAGCUGGCCAAAGAAAAAGCACAGAAGGAAAAGGAGGAGAAACUUAAAAGGAGCCAGGUUCUUGACAUCAACGCAGAGGGUGAUGAAACUGGUAUCAUGGAUGGCCUGUUGGAGGCUCUGCAGUCCGGGGCUGCGUUCAGGAGAAAGAGAGGACCACGGCAAGCAGCAAACCACCGACGAGCUGGUCAUGCAGUGACCAACAUCCUGGCCAAAGAGCUGAUGCAGGAGGACACGCCUUCGUUUAGUAAAGGGAAGGCAAAGUCAGAGAAGGAGGAGCCAAAACAGGAGGGAGCAGAGUCCUUAGAGGAGCUGCUGGAGGCUUCCCAUUCUCGGUCAAGUUAGUCUCCAAGUUAGAAAGAUUUUACUCAGUCAGUGCUAUUCAAUACAGAUAGAUCAUUCUACGGCAUUUGAGGGGCCAAUAUCAGACUGACUUCAUUUUACUGCAGUUUUCCAUCACUUUUAUGAGAAGGACCUUGUUUUAGGACGGUGUUGAUUUUCCUAUGGGAUGACUGCUUCCCCCUCAGCCUCCAUUAUGUUGUCUGCACCAACAUUUUGAGAUUUGCCAGUGUCAUAAGGAUCUGAUUGCUUCCUUCAUCAUAUGCACAUAACUGUUCUUGUCUUUUUGCAUGUCACAAUUAGUCUUUAAUUCAUCAUUUAUAUUACCUACACUCAUCGAAGGGCACCAUUCCAAAUAUCUACUCAGGAGGGAUCCACACUUUUUUGUUUAGUUUUUUUCUGUGUUGUCAUCAUUCCCAAACGUCCCACUGGUGGUUCAGUGUGCUCUCUGGAUAUUGAAGCCUUGCCUUUGAGCUUCCUCUGUUUUGUCCAAAAACAGAUGAAAUGUAAUUUUGUAGCUUUUGUUUUUCAUUACUGUUUCCUACGGUUUGAAUUAUUUUGCUGUAUACAUCACAAAGUGCCAACCGAUUUAAAGACCAGUGUUACUAUUUCACUUGUAUGUGCGCCCACUUACAGUUCACGCCGGACUGGCUUGUGGGUCACCUUAUCAACAGCACUCGUCACCUGCGUUUGUGUUUCAGAGGGCUUUUUCGUUCCCUCUGCUAGGGGAUUAAACUCACAGAUGAACGUAUGAUUUGGAAUUGCUAUGAAAAUGGUGAUCACUUACAUCAGGAAUUUGUUGCAGCUAUGGAAAUGGAAAGCAUUUAUUUCUAGCAUGUUCUUAUCCACCCUGCAGGGAAGUAAAUGAAGAUGGGAGAGUCAAACCAAAAAAGGGUGUUUCCAAACAAAUAUGCUGUAGCCUAGCAGUUUACAUGCCUGUGUUUUUUUUAUGUAUGUAUGUAAAAUCUGAGUGUGAAAUUAGCCGCCUAUAUUUAGUUUUGUGUGCACAAUCAACUUUCUCAAUGAAAGUUUGAGUCUGUGUGCAUAUCCAUCUGUAAUUACUGUAUGGUACCAGCCAUGCUGUCAUGAAUGAUAGCGUUGUGGUCUUUCUGCUGAGAAUAUAGCACACUGGAAAAUAGCCCAGAAACCGCUGAGAGAAGUAUGUGUGUUUGUUCACUUGUCAGCGUGUGUUCACCACUCUCCCUCCCACUGAAAUGCAACAGUAGUCUCUGAAUGUCUGGACUUGCUCCUAUUUGUAUUUUCCAGCCAUCAGCAUGGGUGUUGCCAUGGUGUUGGAGCGUAAUAUCUGACACGGAGUAUGAGUGGUGACGUCAGCGGCUCCAUUCAAUAAAUAUUCCUAUGCAAAACCAUCAAUGAGGUGAUACAGGGACAGCUCCUGGAUGUAUAAAGCAUCAGUGCUUCACACAGCUGCUGGCUGAAUGUGAGGAGUACUCCUAUUAGAAAUUAAUGUUUUUUUUUGUUUUUUUUAGGAAGUGGCACUUAAACACCAUCAAGAGAAUGUCUGUAACGGUUAUAGGCCCUUUUUCUGAUUGGGUGCUGGUGUUUUGUUUUAAUCCAGAAAAAAUAAACUUUCCGGUAAUAUGCACAAAAUUUCUCAUCAGACAAAAACGCCGUUAUGUCUGUAAUAUUUUCCCCCCGAGUUCAACAGAUGACACCAGGUGACCGCGGGGACCCGAUACUGGAAGUGAAAGAGAGGCAGAUUGAUAGACUGGAACAGAUCUAAGCAUCACUGGAUUAUUUGUCCUGAUUUGAGCUCUUCCUUUUGUUCAGUAAUGUUUUUUCAUUUUUAAGAGAUUGUUUUCUAUUUUAAUUUUAAUGAUUAUUUUUAACGUAUUGGAAUGGAAAUUGCUUUUGUUUGUUUUUUUCCUUUCAAAGAUUGCUUUAUGGAUACAGGAUAGUGCACACCUUCAUUCUGUUUGUUACACCGAACCAUUAAAGAUGUCUU
Menidia menidia (Atlantic silverside) is the source of this 3409-nucleotide messenger RNA. The record is from the annotation of a GenBank genome assembly. Lineage: Eukaryota; Metazoa; Chordata; Actinopteri; Atheriniformes; Atherinopsidae.